UGUUGCUUCUCCUCAUGUAUCCGUCAAGUCAACCAUGAGGAACGACAAGCGUGAAUGACGGACUUAUAAGUUGCGCUCCUAGUUAGAGAUCGGCGUUUCUAGUUAGCUUUUCCAGUUAGCGUUUCCAGUUAGCGUUUCUAGUUGGCGCUCCCCCCUCGUUAUCUCUCCGUGAUGCCUUCUCGCGUGUGGCUUCAGCACAGCUUCCGCCUCCUCGUCCUAUGUAGCUUGCUCCAUGUCGGGUUACCAGCACUCCGCGAAAAUGUCACUCUGGGCGUGGCGACUGGCGAUGAGAUAGUGGCAGGGAGGGUGGGGGAGAUGGAGAGCGAGUUGGAAGAAGCGUUGGAGGGAAGGCGGGAAGGGGAUGCGCAAGGACAGCUCACCAGCAGCGCGCGAUACAAGCACCGCUCUCCACCGCUCUCUGUGUCUGAAGUCCCACCCUCACCGCCGUCACCCCCGCCCCCUGGGGAAGGCAGAGCUUCGAUAAUGACUGUCUCGAUUCCAGCACAAGCACCGCAAUCCCUUCCUGCUCCAGGCGCAACAGUAGCAGCAGCAGCAGCGACAGGUCAGAGCCCAUUUGCCGCAGCAGACACCUCUGUGGCCUCACUCCCACAAGGAGACGCAGCAGAGGGAGGAGAAUUAGCAGAACAGGACUGGGGGAGGGUGAAGUGGGGCAGGGCGAUUACCCUGAAGCAUAGGGAGGCGGAGGAGCGGCGCAAGGUGGGUGGGAAGCAGUGCCAUGGGAUGCAGUCGGCGUUCCGCAUGGGGUUUGAAACGGGCAGCAUGGUCUGGGAGCCACGGGCGGACCGAUACGUGCUCAUGGACUGCCACCGUAACCAGCUGAGUAACCGCAUUCGCUGCAUCAAGAACCAUCUGGUCGUGGCGGGGGCGCUCAACCGCACUCUCGUGGUGCCGCUCAGAGCGGACGAGGUCGCUCUGCACUACGACCGCCGAGCCUUCUUCCACCUGGAGCACACCCGCCUGUGCUACGGUCCGCGGUCCGUGAUCUCCCUGGACGACCUGCUCGCCCUGCCAGUGCCACCCGCCCCAGCAGCACCACUGGAACCUGCAGCCACUCCUCCACCACCAGCUGCAGCAGCUGCAGCAGCAGCAAGUGCGCCUGCUCCUGCAGCUGCCCCUGCCGCUGCCCCUGCUGCAUCACAAGAAUCUUCUCCCCUAGGAGCAACGAUCCAAGUGGACCAGGUCAUCUGUCUGCAGAAGCCGUGCUACAACCAGUCCGGCUCCCGCGACGACCUCCCCACCCUCUCCGGCGUCACCUACCCACCGAACCUCACGCUCACGGUCGGCAACGCCCCCGAGCCUCUGGAGGUCCCGAAGCUCGUCGCCCUGCAAUCUCUGAUACAGCCGACCACCAGGGUAGCUCUGUUGGGCGAUCUGGGGUCCAUGCACCUCACCUUCCCAGGGAAAAAGUACCUGGACGUUCCCUUCAGGCAAACCCCUGACUGCCCCAACGCCCUUGCUGUGGCCCCGCACCCGGCUAUCCUGGCCGCUGCGAGGGAGUUCGUUCGGAGUGUGGCGCUGCCGGGGUGCCGGAGAGAGUGGGAGGAGGAGCAGGAGGGAGGGCGGGCAGUUGGCCGGUACGUGGGAGUGCACUGGAGGCGGACGGAUCUGAUGGGCCACAGCAACCCCAACGCGCGGCUCACUGUGGAGCAUGCGGGCGCAUGCCUUGUGAAGACCAUGGGCAUGGCGGGCAACAUCACCACCAUGUUCCUUGCCUCGGACACUGAUGAUCACGAGAUGGAGGCAUUGGAGAAGUUCAUGAGAGAGAGGAUCCCGGGGUUCAAGAUGAUUCGGAGACCCAAGUCGUUUGAAGACGAGCCAUGGGCGGCAGUGCUGAAGCGGUACCAAUUUCACGAUGGUGUAUCGUUGACGGCGACUUUAGACAAGGCCAUUUGUGCGAUGGCCGAUGUCUUUCAAGGGACUGCUGCCUCCUCUUUCUCGUUAGACAUACGAAGGUUGAGAACUGGGCUCCGUAUGACGACAUGUGCUGAUACGGAUAUUUGCACUAAAACGUGAGACGUUGAAAACGUUGGGUAAGGUAUCAAUAAAAGUGGGAAGGCUUU
Molecule: messenger RNA, 2081 nt
Organism: Closterium sp. NIES-67
Lineage: Eukaryota; Viridiplantae; Streptophyta; Zygnematophyceae; Desmidiales; Closteriaceae
Source: the annotation of a GenBank genome assembly